AUGUUAAAAGAAGAAGCAAUUAAAAAAGAAUGCAUAAAAAAUGACCAUAAAGGCUUCUAAAUUGUUGCUGUUGACUUAUCAGAUGAAUUAAUUAAAAAAAGUGAUCAAGAAAAAUAUUAUUGUGUGAAAUGUCUAAUAGAAAAGAUUGGAAAUAAAAAGAUUAUUCUUUUUGAAGAAGCAUUAAAAAUGAUUGAAAUUUUUAACUAAGAGCUAAAAAAAUAAUAAGCUGAUAAACAAAAAGAAACAAGGGAAAGUAUUUAAAAACUAUAAGAUUUAAUCAAAUUAAUAGAAGGAAGUUUGAAAAAAUAGUUUGAUGAUUUAUAGAAAUAAUUAGAGAUACAAAUAGAUUAGGAAUAAAAUACAUUAGAUUAAAUAUCAGAACCUAAAAUUUCAAAUGAUCAAAGUAAAAGUUUGUCAACUUGUUAUAAAGAAGAUGAUAGAUUAGCAAGUCCUUCUUCAAAUAAAGAUUAUAAAGAAAUUAAUGAAUCUCUAAUUUAAAUUAGAAAAUUACUUUAAUAAUUAGAAUAAGUGCAAGAUGUAGACAAAGAAAUAUAGAAAAUAGAAUAGACAUGUUCAAUUAAUUUAGAGGUUGAUGAAAAAUACAAAGUAAAUAAAUAUAUUUAAUAUUUAGAAAACUUCUGCUUUCAAUUUCACAUGA
Paramecium pentaurelia is the source of this 658-nucleotide messenger RNA. NCBI's taxonomy places the organism in Eukaryota, Ciliophora, Oligohymenophorea, Peniculida, Parameciidae. The record is from the annotation of a GenBank genome assembly.